CCGACUGAAGAUUAUUUCUGAACUGGAAAAUCGUAAAAAUAACUUUAAAGGCGACUUAUUACUAACUAGAAUGAUUGCUGUCCUCGCUUUGUGUUGCUUCCAUACGAUCUACGCGUAUGGAGAGGGAGGUGAGGUACGCCGAGGCACGCCGCUCUCCGGGACGCUGAGCUCCGUCGGUGGAGGCGGGGAGCACGCGCCGCCCAUCUACCGGCCCGGCUCGCAGGCAUAUGUCGUUUCACAAUUCGUCAAACCAAAACCACCCCACCAAUAUUGGGAAGAGGAAACAUCACAGUCUCUGGUCCCGGAAAACCGUAACUGCUUGCUCUGUGAGACGCAAGACUCGGGGGCUUGUCGAGCGAUGCCAUCCUGUGUUUACUGCGAGCCGACUGUCACUGCGCUUUGCGAGAGAAGUACUCCGUGCUUGCGAUGCACAGUGAUAAAGAAUCCGUUCUUCAAAUGCAUCCCCGGUGAGAAGUACAUGGACGAGUGCGACUCCUGUCGCUGUACAGACGGCCACGGGGGCUGGUGCACGAACCAAUACUGCGAAUUCCGCUCCCUACAUCUGUACGCCCUGAAGUUGUCUGAUGGAGAGUUCUAUUAAAGCUGUUUUUGUA
Molecule: messenger RNA, 614 nt
Organism: Vanessa atalanta (red admiral)
Lineage: Eukaryota; Metazoa; Arthropoda; Insecta; Lepidoptera; Nymphalidae
Exons: 4
Coding region: 71-601 (176 amino acids)
Molecular function (GO): peptidase inhibitor activity
Source: RefSeq, a predicted model, not a curated record